Messenger RNA from Vitrella brassicaformis, 1019 nucleotides. The record is from the annotation of a GenBank genome assembly. NCBI's taxonomy places the organism in Eukaryota, Vitrellaceae.
AUGUACAUGCCCGUUCCUGACGUGCCGUCCAACCACUCCAGCGAGGACGCUGCCAACGUUAAGACGGCCAUCGAGCGGAUGUCUGAGAGCCUCACCAGCCUCAUGCGGCGAUACCCUCGUAAUCCUGAAGUCAUCUCCGUGACGAGAUAUGCCCUGUCAUGCCUCGAUGAGAACCUCUACCAGCUGGACCUGACCGGCAUCGAGUCGAGCUCUGAUCCAUUCACCGGAGACAAGAGCCCUAAAAGGCCUGAUGGCGAGAGCGGCAUGUUCGAUUACCUUGUGAGCUUCAACCAGCCUCGUGCGCCCAUGAUGUCGAAACCCUCAACGUGAGCUCAGAGACAGAUACCUGGAUGACAUGGCGACCUGCGUCUUUCUUCGUGUCUCAGGGGUGGGGAUCGAAGUCUACUGGGUGUUGGGAUGCAGACAAGUGUGCAGAUCGAGAAACUAAUGGCCUCAGACGCCGUGAUUGGCGUGUGGGGUCUGGAUCUGUUCGGCCUCGACAAGGCGUCCAAGCACCACCCGCUGUCUACCAUCGUCAUGGGAAUCAACCAAAGGUGAAGCAUGUAUACAUACAUACAUACAUAUACACGUCGAUUUAAUCUGAAUACCGAUGCUGCAUGCAGGUGCGACAUGACGGGCGUGCUUGGCCUCGAUCGCCGCAAGUUCUAUCGGUUUGUCACUCGCAUUGAGUCACUCUACCGCGCAGACCCGCCAUAUCACAAUGCCAUUCACGCGGCCGACGUCACCAACUCACUAUUUUUCUUCAUGCAGGCAGCAAGUAAGCCGGAGACAUAUGUACAGCGACACGGACAGUGAUUGAGAUGGUCUCGAGUUGUGUAUAUCAGAUUGGCUCGAGCUCAUCCAGCCAGUGGAAUUGUUCUGGCUGCAAUCAUCGCUGCCAUGUGCCACGAUGUGGGCCAUCCUGGCACGAACAAUGCGUACAUGGUAACGACCUGACGACACAAUCAAAGGAAACCCCUGUGACGCCUUUCAAGGGUCUGUGACUCCUCUUUAGGUGA